GCCUCAUAGUUCUCAGGCCACUCUUCAUGCCACACUGAAACUUGCUGACAGAAAGUCGACAAACUGGAGGCCGAACGCUCAUCAAAAAGUGUGAUAUUUAUGGGAUUAAAGACAUAAAUCGAUGUGCCCCGUCGGGGGGAUUUUGCAUUGUUCACCCCCUAAUGGUGGCUGCACGAUAGCUACCUCGGGCAAAGUUCGUGCAGGCUUCACUCCACUUCACUACCGCUACACUACGCUCCACCUACCCGAACUUCGGGACGGUGAACCAGUUCGGAUAUACCGAGUGACAAAGGAUUCUUGCUACUUUACCUCAAAGCACAAAGUAGAUAAAUUUGUUUCUAUUCUAACAAGAGAACUGUUGUUUCUGGCAUGCCAAACCCAUCUAGACUGCUGAAAUCUGUAAUUCCGGAUUGCUGUGUACAUAUACAACAAAUACCGAGCUUCAAAUGGCAACAGGUUACAAGAUUCCUCGAAGUCAUUAGCAUCAGCUUUAAUUGGAGAGAUAUCUGAGAGUUCCUGGGACUUACAGCCAAUUUAGCCAAAGCCCGUGUAUGUGUCCAGAGUGUUCGUACAUUGAAGCAACAGGGAAUUAUGGCUCUCUGUAGGAAUCGGAAGGUUUGCAGGGUUGUCAGUGCAGUCAUUGUCAUCACUUUCCUCGGAGGCUGCUUCAUGGCGAUUUCCAACCUCAUGACGGUGGAUUCUGACGGGGAGAUAGAGGCUGCCCGAAAUGUUGUGCAAUAUGUCAAGAAAGAGGGCACCCUUCAAAGAGACGAGAGUCAUGAUUACAAUGUCAGAGAGCACCUGAAGGGUCAUUCUGACAAAGAACAGUCUCUGCAGGAGAAGAGUAAGAUCUUACAGAUUCAUGAGGUUGUUGCCAAAGGCAAGAACAAAACGCACAGAUCCGGCGAGGCUGUCAAACUACUUGAGACAUUAGCUAAGAAGGAAAAUACAGCCAACAGAACUGAUGCCAAGAUCUCGGCCAUAAACCAGGAGCAGAAUUUAGCCUGGGAUGAUCCUGCCACGUGGCCCCCUCCAAACUACAACCUUCAUGCAUUCUAUUACCCGUGGUAUGGCACCCCGGGGUUUGAUGGUACGUACCUCCACUGGAAUCACCCGCUCCUCCCACACUGGGACAAGAAUGAGGCAAAGAAUUGGCCCUCCGGCAGUUGGAAACCUCCCGGGGAGAUUGGAGCCAACUUCUAUCCCCAGCUAGGACCCUAUAGCUCCCGGGACCCUGCUGUCAUUGAGGACCACAUGAAGCAGUUAAGACUAGCAGGCAUAGGGGUGAUAUCGAUGUCGUGGUAUCCAGCAGGCCUAGCAGACGAUCAAGGGAAACCUAUUGAUGAUAUGAUGCCUACGUAUCUCAACAUAGCUCACAAAUAUGGGAUCAAGAUAACCUUUCACAGUGAACCAUACAAAGGUCGAUCCGAGGUCACAUUUCGUGAUGAUGUCAGGUACAUCAUCGAUAACUAUGGCUCCCACCCAGCUUUCUAUCGCUACAAGUUUAAAGGUCGACAUUUACCAAUGUUCUACGUAUACGACUCGUAUCAUACCAGUUCUUCGAGCUGGGCGCGGCUCUUCGGCAUCAAUGACGAACUGAGUGUGAGAAACUCUAUAUACGAUGGAAUUUUCCUUGGUUUGUACCUGGAUGCGCAGCAUCGAUCCGAUAUCCUGGAAAGUUUAUUUGAUGGCUUCUACACCUAUUUCGCAAGUAGUGGUUUCACGUACGGUUCCCGCUGGAAGAACUGGAAACUUCUCGCGGACUUUGCACAAAAGCGCAACCUUCUGUUUGUUCCGAGUGUCGGACCGGGAUACGUAGACACACGGAUUAGACCGUGGAAUGACAUGAAUACAAAACAUCGUGCUAACGGCGACUACUAUGAAAGGUCCUUGCAAGCUGCGACAAAAGUCAAACCAGACAUCAUCUCUGUGACUUCCUUUAAUGAGUGGCACGAAGGGACACAGAUAGAAAGAGCUGUACCAAAGAAGUUGACAAACUUUACUUAUCUGGAUUACGGUCCAGAUGGUCCUAAUAAAUAUCUUUUGCUGACACAGAAGUGGUCCAAGACUUUCAAAGGAAAAGGCUGAUGGUAUUAUCUUAAUAAUAAACAGGCUCCACAGUAUUUAAGUAACUGCUUGAAUCUGUAUACACCAACUAGAGCACUUAGAUCGGCCAGUGAUCACCCUCGCCUCACAUAUUCAUUAACUCGUACAUUAGCUGGUGACAGAACUUUUACGGUGUCGGCUUCAAAAUCCUGGAACGACCUGCCACUAAUAAUUAGACAGUCUCCAACAUAAGCAAUUUUCAAAAAGUCAUUAAAAACUCAUCUCUCUCGUACUUUGUAGUUUUUAAAAUAUUACAUUUAAUUAAUUCAUUGUAAGCGCUUUGGGCCUAAUGGGAAAAGGGCAGUACAAAUAACAAGUAAUAAUGAUAAUAAUAAUAAUAAUCUUACGUUUUCUCCUAAUACCGUUUGUCUCAACAAGAGUGAGAAUUCAAAUCAGAAUGUAAUACGGUAAGGAGUUUAUUCAGAUAAUUGAUCUGCACAGAACCUAUGCAGGUCUCUUAGUUUCAGAAUCUUCCCUCAUAUUUUGUAAAGCUCACUCUUCCCCAGUCCAGGUCUGGAGACAGCUUGUUAUCAAGGGGCAAAUUAAAGGGUCACAUAGCAAUAAAAAAUGAAAUGCACCGCAAUGCAACUCCUAAAAUCAAAUGCGUUGAUUUUCAACCAAUCAGAGCAGACAUUUCACGACAAGUGAUUUUGUGUGUGUGUGUGUUCAAAAGCAUUCCCGCAGCAAUAGAUCCUGGAUCAUUCUAAAUAUAAGGUUCUAUUUGAUCCGAGAGGCUAGGGGAUGAAGCUUUCCACACAAGCAGGUGCAUAGUGCCAUCAUUUUCAACGUAAACCUGUAAACAUGAUGAUUUUUAAAGCAGCCCACCUCAUAUUUUUCAUGUUAUUGUAAGAUUUCCUGUGAGCUGAAAAUAUUAAUUCCACAGCUUAUCUGUUUACAGUACCAUGAUGGUUAUUUACCUGAUUGCAUUAAGAAUAGUUUGAAUGCACCUUACCAUACACAUCAGUCUAUGCCGCCUCAUUUAAUAGGAAUACUUUUUAAUAGCAUUUUUUCACGUAGAUCAACAUACUCGGUUAUCCCAUUUUAUGUAAUCUGAUAUGAGAUCAGAAGAAAUAAAAGGCAAAAAUACACUGAGUGUUUAGAAUGCAGAUUAAUAGCAUAGUAGCGUUAAUACAUCCAUUUCACUUGAAUCAGAAUUGCGGAUUUGGAGUGUCGACUAGGAUCGACAGAAACAAACAAGCAUUGGCAGCAGUCAUCUUCCGUGGCAGGGGGAAAGGUCAAGGCUUAACCUUGCAAAAAUCAAACUCUGAAGUCCUAAAUUAUGUUUGUGAAAUAUUCCCCUUGUGACGAGAAACAGGCAUUUCUGAACAGUUGGGAUAGUGUUGCUUGUAUACCUGUAUCUGAUUGCUAUUCUUGACACACGGACUGACAGUCGAUACAUUUUUUUGCAUGCAGAAUCAAUAACGAUUGCCUAUUCCAACCAGUAAAAUACCAAGAAGACCAAGUCUAUUCAAAGACAGUAAACAGUAAAAUACAAAUACUACCUAAUUCAGAUUAAAAAACAAAUCUUCAUGCAAUAUUGUAAAAUCAAUUAAGGUGCUGCAAUUCAAAUGUACAGGUAACAUGAAGGGGAAGUCCAAUUGAUGUCAGGUUUUGAAAAACAGAAAACGGAAAAAAAAAAAAAAAAAGUACCUAUGGAUUUUUGGAGAAAAUUAUAUGGUUUUAAUUUGUGAUGUCACAUGUGACCAAGUCCUUGUACAGUAUAUACAUUGUGUCAUUCGUGUGACAUACACUCUACGUACACUAUGAUCUCAUAGAUUAUUGCAUUAUUAAUAUUUUCAGUUGUAAACCUCUAGAAAAUUGGACUUAAUUUAAAUUAUAUCUCGUGACAUUUGGGACAGCUGCUCGGAGUGCUCGCGUGUAUGUUGUAUGUGGCAUCACUCUUUACUCUUUAUUACUAAACUAAAGGGAUUUUUCUCAGAUGUUCUUUAUCAUGUUUCACUGAUAGUUCUGCUUGAUGAUGAUGAUGAUGGUGGGUGAUGAUGAUUAUGAUGAUGAUGAUCAAAAGCUUUUAUAUUGCACCAUAUUUCUGUUUAUGAAAAUCAUAGGGAUGUUUGGAAUAAAAUUAAACUUGGUAUCCUUUCCUGGAAUGUAUUCCCCUUUUGUAGGUGGCUAACAGGUGGCUAACAGGUUCUAAUUAUUAAGGUGCAAUGAAUUAUUUGGACAGCCAUGUACAAUCUGUAUAUAUUUUAGAUUAUAGCAAGCACACCAAUGCAUGCUGUAAAAUGGCAUUUUUUUUCUGAAGUAGGAUGUAAUUGGUGUUAUUGAUCGACAUGAACAUAGUGAUCUUUCAUACUUAUUUUUAUUUAUGUGUGUGUUUUUACCAUGAAAUGUGAUGAAUUUGUAAAUAUAUAUUGCUUUUUUGAAAUGUUGACGAUACUGUGCAGUACUUUGACAAGAAGGAAUGUACUCCUUUACAAUGCAUAAUUUGACAUACAUAUGAAAUACUCUCUGUGUAAUAUCAUAUUUCAAUACAUUUUAUCUCUUUAAAUAAUAGGAGAUGGUUUAAUUGCAUAUUUAUAUCAUAAAGUAAAAUUUGCCAAAUUUCAAAGGUUAACAUGUACAGUAAGCAUGGAUAAUUUGUCCUUCCAUUUAAAUGUC
Lytechinus pictus (painted urchin) is the source of this 4725-nucleotide messenger RNA. Its product is annotated as glycoprotein endo-alpha-1,2-mannosidase-like. NCBI's taxonomy places the organism in Eukaryota, Metazoa, Echinodermata, Echinoidea, Temnopleuroida, Toxopneustidae. Gene Ontology annotation, molecular function: alpha-mannosidase activity. Bases 592 to 2088 code for a protein of 498 amino acids. Gene Ontology annotation, cellular component: Golgi apparatus. The transcript is spliced from 5 exons. The record is from RefSeq and is a predicted model, not a curated record.